Messenger RNA from Neohortaea acidophila, 2192 nucleotides. RefSeq lists its product as uncharacterized. Gene Ontology annotation, molecular function: metallocarboxypeptidase activity; zinc ion binding. Lineage: Eukaryota; Fungi; Ascomycota; Dothideomycetes; Mycosphaerellales; Teratosphaeriaceae. Gene Ontology annotation, biological process: proteolysis. Bases 292 to 1998 code for a protein of 568 amino acids. The transcript has a single exon. The record is from RefSeq and is a predicted model, not a curated record.
AGGCACAAUACAACCUCGACGCCGCUAAUGAUGCUUUGAUGACAUCCAUCGAUGCUACAAGAUCUCCUCCAUCGAGUUUCAGCAGCUCCUGACGUGUACGCUGCAAGUCCGGGUCGCUUUCGUCUCGUCGAGUACAACCACGACUUUCGCCCCGAGUCACAUGUCGCUGCGGGACCAGCUCGGCAAGUGAUCGUGUGCCUUAAAACAGGCUUCCUUCCACCUUUCCAUUGCGAACCGUCAUUCUACCUCCUUCGGGGCACUAUUGCUUCCCGGUAGCAAAAGCACUUCAGGAUGCGUACACAUCUGAGCGCCUGGCUCGCAUUGCCCGCCUUCUUGAGCGUGCUCGUUGUCGCCGUCCCCUCGCCUGCUGCCUAUCUUCAACAACCCCUCCCCUCCCCCGCCGCCCAACAAUCGACAUGGAGAAGCAUAUCCGAUCGCCUGAUCGAGGCGGUCUGGGGCACGAGCAAAGAUGGGGAGGAUGACUACACAAGGCGGAAAUGCUCGGCCAGUGCUCGCACGCUGGCUCCAUACGGCGGUGAUGUCGUGUUGCGCUUCAACGUCAGCACAGCGGAGGAAGCGCAAAGUCUGGCGGAAGCCGCAGACACUCUGUUGCUGGACGUUUGGGACUUCACCCACAACUGGGCCGACAUCCGAGUGUCCAAGGCGAUCCUCCCUUCUCUGCUUACCCUGCUCCCCACGAGCCUACAACAUGCCCAUGUCCCACUGAUUCACGAGCGAGAUCUGGCCUCUGCAAUCGAAAACACUUUCCCCGGUACAAACUACCCCCCGAAAACCGCCACAUCUCACUCGCCCUCUUCUCGCCAGUUCUCUACUUUGCUUCCGACAUCGACUGGCGAAGACUCCUGGACAUUCUUCCAUGAAUACAGGCCACUUUCCGUCAUCCACCCCUGGAUGCGUCUCCUUUCGCGCCUGUUCUCAACACAUGUGCAGCUCAUCACCCUUGGUACCUCGUAUGAAGGCCGCGAAAUUCUCGGUCUACAGGUGGGCGUGCCCCCGGCGGACGAUCAACCCGAAACCGCCGGACCACGGAAGACUGUCCUAAUCACGGGCGGCUUGCACGCGCGAGAGUGGAUCAGCACGAGCACGGUCACGUACAUCGCGUACAAUCUCAUUACGAGUUAUGGCAAGGUGCCCAGCAUCACCGACUUGUUGGACGAAUAUGACUUUGUGUUUGUCCCCACGGUGAAUCCCGAUGGGUACGCAUACACGUGGGAAACGGAUCGUCUUUGGCGGAAGAACCGACAGGCGACGACUGUACGAUUCUGCCAGGGAAUUGACCUGGACCACGGAUUUGGGUUCGAAUGGGAUGGUUUACGGACUGCCGGAAACCCCUGCUCGGAGAGUUAUGCCGGGAAGGCGCCUUUCGAGGCCGUCGAAUCGCGGCAACUCGCCGAGUGGGCGCGGCGCCAAAAGGAGGAGAAGAAUGUGGAGUUUGUUGGCUUCCUCGAUCUCCACAGCUACUCGCAGCAGAUUCUAUACCCCUACAGCUACUCCUGCGACUUCCCGCCCCCGAGCCAAGAGAAUCUGGAGGAGUUGGCGGUGGGCAUGGAGAAGGCUAUUCGUCGAUCGAGCUCCUACUCAUACGAGCCAAUGGCAGCGUGUGAGGGCAACGUUGCUCUAGCAAGCAGAUCGCGGCCGCGCACACUCCUUCCCAUGCUCGAGCAGUCCGGCGGCUCGGCACUAGACUGGUUCUAUCACGAGAUGCAAGUCCACUUUGCAUACCAGAUCAAGCUGCGAGACCAGGGGACGUACGGAUUUCUGUUGCCGAGUGAACACAUCAUUCCCACUGGCAGGGAGAUUUUGGACGCAGUGCUAUUCUUUGGCGACUUCUUGAGAGAGGGCUACCCGAAGCAGGAUGUCGAGGACGUGAUGGAGGAAUCAGCUGCUCCCGCCUCCACUGAUGAUCUCGAAUUGGACGAUGGCGAAUAUACUACAGGCUUUGGCCCGAGAUGGGAUCUACGGAGGCGGAGAAAAUGAUUGACCGGACUGAAUGUAAUGUAUGAACCUUUAUAUAACCAAUGGCGGAACCUGUUGGCCCUUAAAUUGAUGCCCGAUCCAAUGCUACUGGCGCAUGUACACCCGGCCAGCUCCGUCAUAUACCUUCGGGGAUACAACCCACGUGCGACCCACCGCCGGCGAGCCCGACCCCUCGACCCCCACUUCAAUGCCAG